Medioppia subpectinata is the source of this 610-nucleotide messenger RNA. The record is from the annotation of a GenBank genome assembly. NCBI's taxonomy places the organism in Eukaryota, Metazoa, Arthropoda, Arachnida, Sarcoptiformes, Oppiidae.
AAGCAAUUACAAAUUAGUCCAGUACAAUUUAUUUCACAUGUACUAAAUUCUUACAUUUGUUAUUUAAUUAAACGCAUUAAUAGAUUAAUAGCGUAGUUAUUAAUUAGUAACCUCAACACCAAAAUGCACAAGUUCGUUUUAAUUGCGGUCAUCUUAGCAUCGGUUACAUUAUUUGUCCGAUGCGAUGAGCCUGAUGACCUGAAAAGGGAGCAUGCUGCCUUGCUUAAAGGUAAGCAAGACCUUAAAGCUAUCACCGAUAUAAUGAAGAGCGAUUACAUCACCAACUUUUGCGGUAUCUUGGGCAAAGGGGUGGACACCUUGGAGAAAGAGACCCAGGACAAAUUGAAAAAUGAAACUGAUCCUGCUAAACGUCACGAGAUUAUCACAUGGGCCACUAAAGCCUACGCUAGAAUGAGCAAGUUCAUUCAGGAGAUUAUUGAUAAUCUGCCUCCACCAACACCCGCCCCGUUUACUGAUGAAUAAUUUACCAUGUUAACAAAAUAAUAUGGUAAUAGUAAAUAUAUGCAAAACGCUAAUUAGUAUUCUGUAUUUAUUUAUAGCACUAAAUAAAUUAUAAUAAAAUAAUUUAAUUAAAGCAUUAUAACUUGAU